AUGGGCAAGGCACAAUCAACAUCAUCUAGUAAAUCUGAUGCUACGACAAAUGCAUCUGCAGUUCUAAAAGGUGCAGAAGGUCGUCAACGUAUCAAUAUUCAACAGAUGCAAAAUGUUCUUCUAAUCUGGUUAGACAGUAAUAUUGAUGAAACAAAAAAGGAUUGCCAAAAUACAAUUACAAAAUUACGAAGUGCUGUUAACGACAUUAAUACAUUUACAGAUGGUGAUCAAUGUCUUGAAUUCAUUAAAACCAUCAUCGAUAACAAAGUAUGUAUCAUUGUAUCGGGAUUACUUGGAGAACAUAUUGUGCCUCGUGUACAUAAUAUGCCUCAAAUUGAUUCGAUUUUUAUUUUCUGUGGCAAUAUAAAUCAUCAUGAAGAAUGGGUCAAAGAUUGGCCAAAAAUAAAGGGUAUCUUCACAGAUAUUACACCCAUUUGUGAAGCACUCAAAGAAGCUGCUCAUCAAUGUGAGCAAAAUGUUAUUCCCAUGAGUUUCGUGGGAUCAAAUAAAAAUUUGGAUCAAUUAGAUCCUUCUUUUAUGUACACUCAAAUCAUCAAAGAAAUAUUGCUCACCAUCAAAUUUAACGAGAAGCAUAUCGAAGAUUAUAUUAAUUACUGUCGCAAUGUUUUCAAAGGUAAUAAAAAAAAAACCGAAAACAUUAAACAAUUGAAACGUGAGUAUUACAACGAAACACCCAUUUAUUGGUACACCUGUGACAUGUUUCUGCACUCUAUGCUCAAUCGUGCAUUACGAGUGAUGGAUGGGGAUAUCAUAACACGUAUGGGUUUCUUCAUUAGUGAUCUCCAUCGACAAAUUGAUCAACUACAUAAGGAACAAUAUGAUAGUACAACUGCUACUAAUACCUUCACUGUUUACCGUGGCCAAGGUUUAUCUACAGCGGAUUUUGAAACAAUGACUACAAAUAAAGAUGGCCUUAUUUCAUUCAACAACUUCUUAUCUACCAGUACGCUUCGAGAAAUUUCACAAGAGUUUCUUCAAGGUGCUGUAACAAAGCAAGAUCAAGUAAGUGUUCUUUUUAUUAUGGAAAUUAAUCCUGCUCAAUCAACAACACCAUUUGCUUCAAUUGCUGGUCUUAGCAAACUCCCACAAGAACAUGAAAUCUUGUUUUCAAUGCAUAGCGUGUUUCGGAUCAAGGGUAUUAAACAAAUAGAUGGAAAUGAUCGUUUAUAUGAAGUUAAUUUGACACUGACUGCUGACAACGACCCGCAAUUGAACAGACUUACAGAGUACGUUCGACAAGAGAGUUAUCCAGAUACUGAAGGAUGGGCACGAUUGGGGUUGGUACUAUGGAAAAUGGGUCAAUUUGACACAGCUGAAGAUAUUUAUAAUGUUUUAAUUGAUCAAACAAGGGAUGAUAAAGACAAGGCACCUCUAUAUGAUCAACUUGGUUCAAUAAAAAGAGACCAAGGAAAAUAUGAAGAAGCACUUACAUUCUAUGAAAAAUCACUUGCUAUCGAUCAAAAAAUACUUCCUUCCAAUCAUCCUAAUUUAGCUAUAUCCUACAACAACAUUGGUUUGGUACAUAAAAACAUGCGUAAUUAUUCAGAAGCACUUUCAUCUCAUGAAAAGGCCCUUGAAAUCAAACAACAAUCACUGCCUUCCAAUCAUCCUAAUUUGGCUAUAUCCUAUAACAACAUUGGUAUAGUAUAUAAAAACAUGGGUAAUUAUACAAAAGCACUUUUUUAUUACGAAAAAGACCUUGAAAUCAGUAAACAAUCACUUCCUCCAAAUCAUCCUGAUUUGGCUGGCUCCUACAACAAUAUUGGUGCAAUGUAUGAAGCCAUGGGUAACUACUCAAAAGCCCAUACAUUUUAUGAGCUUGCUGUACAAAUUUCACAGCGGUCAUUACCUUCAAAUCAUCCCGAUAUUCGAUUAUAUAGAAAUAACCUCAAACACGUACAAAACAAAUACUAA
Molecule: messenger RNA, 1935 nt
Organism: Adineta steineri
Lineage: Eukaryota; Metazoa; Rotifera; Eurotatoria; Adinetida; Adinetidae
Source: the annotation of a GenBank genome assembly